UUUAUGUUGUUUUUACUCACUUUUUUUUCCAGGGAAAAUUUCAUGGCAAUCCAAUGCAUGUAGCUGUAGUUAUUUCAAAUUGUCUAAGGGAAGAAAGGAGAAUAUUGGCUGCAGCAAACAUGCCGGUCCAGGGACCUCUGGAGAAAUCUUUACAAAGUUCUUCAGUUUCAGAAAGACAGCGAAAUGUGGAGCACAAAGUGGCUGCCAUUAAAAACAGUGUGCAGAUGACAGAACAAGACACCAAAUACUUAGAAGAUCUGCAAGAUGAAUUUGACUACAGAUACAAAACGAUUCAGACAAUGGAUCAGGGUGACAAGAACAGUGCCCUGAUGAAUCAGGAAGUUUUGACACUGCAAGAAAUGCUUAACAGCCUUGACUUCAAGAGAAAGGAAGCCCUCAGUAAGAUGACGCAAAUCGUGAAUGAAACGGACUUGCUGAUGAACAGCAUGCUCAUCGAGGAGCUGCAGGACUGGAAGCGGAGGCAGCAGAUCGCCUGCAUCGGAGGGCCGCUCCACAAUGGGCUCGACCAGCUUCAAAACUGCUUUACACUAUUGGCAGAAAGUCUUUUCCAACUCAGAAGGCAAUUGGAGAAAUUAGAAGAGCAAUCUACCAAAAUGACGUAUGAAGGUGAUCCCGUCCCGAUACAAAGGACACACUUGCAAGAAAGAGUCACCUUCUUGAUCUACAACCUUUUUAAGAACUCAUUUGUGGUUGAGAGACAGCCAUGUAUGCCGACCCACCCUCAGAGGCCGAUGGUGCUGAAAACCCUCAUUCAGUUCACUGUGAAACUAAGACUACUAAUAAAAUUGCCAGAACUAAACUAUCAGGUAAAGGUGAAAGCAUCAAUUGACAAGAAUAUUUCAACUCUAAGCAAUCGAAGAUUUGUCCUCUGUGGAACUCACGUCAAAGCCAUGUCCAUUGAAGAAUCUUCCAAUGGGAGUCUGUCUGUAGAAUUUCGACAUUUGCAACCAAAGGAAAUGAAGUCCAGUGCUGGAAGUAAAGGAAAUGAGGGCUGUCACAUGGUGACUGAAGAGCUUCAUUCCAUAACAUUUGAGACACAGAUUUGCCUGUAUGGCCUGACCAUAGAUUUGGAGACCAGCUCAUUACCUGUGGUGAUGAUUUCCAAUGUCAGUCAGUUACCUAACGCUUGGGCAUCCAUCAUUUGGUACAAUGUGUCAACUAAUGAUUCCCAGAACUUGGUUUUCUUUAAUAAUCCUCCGUCUGCCACUCUGAGUCAACUCCUGGAAGUGAUGAGCUGGCAGUUUUCAUCCUAUGUUGGCCGUGGCCUUAACUCAGAUCAACUCAAUAUGCUGGCCGAGAAACUCACAGUUCAGUCCAGCUACAGUGAUGGUCACCUCACCUGGGCAAAGUUCUGCAAGGAACACUUACCUGGCAAAUCAUUUACCUUCUGGACAUGGCUUGAGGCGAUCCUAGAUCUAAUUAAGAAGCACAUUCUUCCCCUGUGGAUUGAUGGGUACAUCAUGGGCUUUGUUAGCAAAGAGAAGGAACGGCUCUUGCUGAAGGAUAAAAUGCCUGGAACCUUCUUAUUAAGAUUCAGUGAAAGCCAUCUUGGAGGAAUAACUUUCACCUGGGUGGACCAUUCUGAAAAUGGAGAAGUGAGAUUCCACUCUGUAGAACCUUACAAUAAAGGCCGGUUGUCUGCUCUGCCGUUUGCUGACAUCCUUCGAGACUACAAGGUUAUUAUGGCUGAAAACAUUCCUGAAAACCCUCUGAAGUACCUGUAUCCAGAUAUUCCCAAAGAUAAAGCCUUCGGUAAACACUACAGCUCCCAGCCUUGCGAAGUUUCAAGGCCAACUGAGAGGGGAGACAAAGGAUAUGUUCCUUCAGUUUUUAUUCCCAUUUCAACAAUCCGAAGUGAUUCGACUGAGCCACAGUCCCCGUCGGACCUCCUCCCCAUGUCUCCAAGUGUAUAUGCAGUGCUGAGGGAAAACCUGAGUCCCACAACAAUUGAAACUGCAAUGAAGUCUCCAUAUUCUGCUGAAUGAUAGAAUAAACCGACACUCCAACAAAGGAAGCAACUGAAAAAAAGUUUAAAGACUGUUCUUUGCCAACAAAAACAUCAUGUUUCUUCAGCUUAAAUACUGGUUUCCAGGAAAUGGUUGAAGUCUGAAGCUCUCCUCUCACUAGCUUGACACCCUUUAGGGAGUGUUGUGAUUGAAAUGUUAAAAAACAAAACUUCAGAUAAAUUUUCAAGAUAAGACAACUUUAAGGAACCAGUGUUAUUAACAAUAUAAUAUUAAUGAAA
Oryctolagus cuniculus (rabbit) is the source of this 2266-nucleotide messenger RNA. NCBI's taxonomy places the organism in Eukaryota, Metazoa, Chordata, Mammalia, Lagomorpha, Leporidae. The record is from RefSeq and is a predicted model, not a curated record.